Molecule: messenger RNA, 1117 nt
Organism: Phytomonas sp. Hart1
Lineage: Eukaryota; Euglenozoa; Kinetoplastea; Trypanosomatida; Trypanosomatidae
Source: the annotation of a GenBank genome assembly
GCAUGUAGGUAGUAAAUUCGCGCUUACACAGUUCGGCGCUCUCUUUCUCUCUCUCUCUGAACAUCUAGUUAUUUUCCUUUUCUAAUAACACGCACUUGGACUUAUGUCAUUGGUGGUGAUCGUUCUGCUGGGGCUGUUCGUCCUGGUCGGAUGCCUGUUGGGGCUUCACGCCAGGCGCGGUCGUGGGAAGGGGCAACCCUGGGGGGCCCGACCUCCUGCGCCAUCCUCCACAGGGGGCACCAGGGAUGCCAGAAAUCACCGGGAUGCCACCGAGAGCGAAGAGGAGGAGAACGGGGCGGAGAGGGGUCCUCGGACGCGACCACGACGGACGGCCGGCGAGGGUGAACCGGCAGGGAUGCGGCGGCGCCGCCCGGCUCAUCGGCGUCGACAGGAUGGCGCCAACGAGGAGGCGGAGGGCGGCGCACGCUCGCAGGGACCCCUAAGUCGCCUGCAGCGCAUGAAGCAGGAAAGGGAGCGGGAGCGGGCGGAACGGCGGCAAGCCGACGAGGCCGAGCAAGAGGCUCGACGCAGGGAAAAAGAAGAGACGGACCGACGUGCGACGCAACACGCCGAGUCUGAGGAGGAGUGGGCGGUACGAGAAAACGCCGCGCUUCAGGAGCUGCGUGAUGCCAAACGGAAACACGACGACGAGGAGUACGCGAAGUGGGUGGGCCACAUUGAGGUUGAGGAGUGCGGUGAGCUCGAGCAGGAGACGCAAAAAAGACGUGAGGCGAUCAUUUCCUUUUUAAAACAGCGAGCAAAUGAAGUAAAUGCCGGAAUUUCUGACCAUUCGAAGUACCCGACGGCGACUUCGUCACUCAAGAACAACGGCUGCGAUAGCGAAGCAAAUUGCGAGGACUCUGACAGUAGACCAUCCAACAUCCUGGUGCUGCAGGAUACCGCGCGCACUCUGGAGGUUUCGGUUGAGGAGCUUGUCGCUGUGAUCGAGGAGUUGGUCAGAGAGGACACCCUCUUCGGCGUGUUUGACGAUCGUGGGAAGUUUGUUGUAAUGUCGGAGCUGCACUUCCCAAUGAUAGCGAAGUUUAUCAUUCAGAGGGGGCGUGUCUCGCUCACGGAGCUUGCGCGGGAGUGCAAUCGUAUUAUUCUGCAAAAAUGA